AUGCUAUUACUGUGGUUUGGCUUCUUUUCCUUCGUUUUUGGGGUGGUGAUCUAUCGACUAUAUUUCCAUCCUCUCAGCAAGUUCCCGGGGCCGAAACUAGCUGCCCUAACAAGUCUUUAUGAAUUUUAUUACAAUGUGGUCCUGGGUGGCCGGUAUCUGUGGGAGAUAGAGCGGAUGCAUGAGAAAUAUGGUAAGAACAUUAUUCGACACUCAUAUCUCAAUACUAAACAUUUUCGAGGUCCUAUCGUGCGCAUUACACCCCACGAGCUUCAUGUGGCAGAUCCAAACUUCUAUACGGAAAUCUAUGCAGGCCCUACCAGGAGGCGCGACAAAGACCCAAGACUUGUGCGACUGGCAGGCCAACCGACUUCCAUGUUCGCGACUGUUGAUCAUGGCCUGCACAGUUCGCGUCGAGCUAUCCUGAACAGCUACUUCUCCAAAAAGUCAAUCGCAGGCUUAGAAGACAUGAUCCAGGGCAAGGUGCAAAAGCUUGUCAAGCGGCUAAGCAUAGCCUGUGAUCAAGGCACAGUUGUAAAGCUGGAUGCUGCGUCUUCGGCUCUGACUGCGGACAUCAUCUCGGAGUAUGCGCAUGGUGUGAGUCUUGACUACUUGGACGAUGUCAAUUUCAAUAAUGAAGUUGCAGACUCCAUAUUAAGUCUUGCAUCUGUAGUUCAUGUGUUGAAAUUCUUCCCUUUCCUUUUGGAUCUUUCAAAGUUCAUACCUGAUAAGGUGCUUGAAAAGCUUUGGUUCCAUGCAGCCAACAUUUUGCGACUACAGAAACUGGUUCGUGCUCAAGCCGACGUCGCACUGCAAAAUGGAGGUAAAGUGGACGGUCAAGCAACAAUGUUUGGUGCUCUCUGUGACCCCUCCUUGCCUGCGCAGGAAAGAACAUUGGAUCGGUUGCAGGACGAAGGCUUUUCGUUGAUUGGUGGAGGCACAGAGACUACAACGGGAACAUUGAAGAUCGUUAUGUUCCACUUGCUCAAUGAGAAGGCAUUACUUCUCAAGCUCCGCGAGGAGCUCGAGCAAUACCCAUCUAGCACAUGGGCCGAACUUGAAAAACUGCCCUACAUGAGAGGAACGAUAAAUGAGGGCCUUCGGCUCUCCGGCGUCAUAACUCGUCUUCCCCGACGUGCACCCGAUGAAGCACUGGUAUACAAGCAAUGGACAAUUCCCCCAAACUCCCUGAUGAGCACAUCAUCUCAUUUUGUUCAUACAAACUCGGACCUGUUCCCUAAUCCGCUUGCCUUUGACCCUGAGCGCUGGAUCCGGGCUGAAGCGGCCGGCCAACGCCUGGAGCAUAUGAUUGUCACCUUCAGCAAAGGCUCUAGACAAUGCAUGGGUAACCAGUAA
Penicillium psychrosexuale is the source of this 1353-nucleotide messenger RNA. RefSeq names its product cytochrome P450. The transcript has 3 exons. Bases 1 to 1353 code for a protein of 450 amino acids. The record is from RefSeq and is a predicted model, not a curated record. Lineage: Eukaryota; Fungi; Ascomycota; Eurotiomycetes; Eurotiales; Aspergillaceae. Gene Ontology annotation, molecular function: monooxygenase activity; heme binding; oxidoreductase activity, acting on paired donors, with incorporation or reduction of molecular oxygen.